Molecule: messenger RNA, 1158 nt
Organism: Babesia ovata
Lineage: Eukaryota; Apicomplexa; Aconoidasida; Piroplasmida; Babesiidae
Product: mitochondrial import inner membrane translocase subunit
Exons: 1
Coding region: 1-1158 (385 amino acids)
Molecular function (GO): phosphoprotein phosphatase activity
Source: RefSeq, a predicted model, not a curated record
AUGACGAUUAGUCGUGCCCUUCUCGGAGUUUUCCAGCCUCUGAGACUGGCACGCGCACCAAAAAUCGCACUUCUAUCGCACCAGUCACGCCUGCUCUGGUCUUCCAAGACGAAGAUUCCCAUUUCGCAAUGUAGUUGGCGCGGUGCUUCUCCGUGGUGUCGCGCUUUCUCGACCACAAAACCGGGACUCUCGGAGAUUAAAAAUCCCACAUCAGACGCCAGUAACGAUGCGACUGACGCUGCCGCAUCGCCAGUUGGACGCCAGUCGGAUGAACCAGUAGAAGACAACGCCGCAACGUCCGCCGAGGGUCAUGAAGGCGAGAGCGAUGGCAACCCAGGGAAAGACGGUAGUGAUGGAACCAGCGCCGAAAAAGAUACAGUGUCCCCAUUCCCGCUGGGCAUUGUAGGGUGCGCCUCCUUGGUGCUUGCGGGAUACUUCCUAUCCCACUUUCGAGAAAAGGACGAGAGUGUUCUGGCCACGCUGGAGCGCGCCUUUGAAUACAUGGUGGAGCGUUUCAACGAAUUCUUCCCGAGCGAAGACGGCCCUUUAUUACCGGAUGUGAAACUGCUUAACUAUCCACCAAACCUCCCGACUCUUGUCGUCGACCUGGACAAGGUGGUGGCCAAGCUUGAGUACGACCGUCGCACCGGGUGGCAGGUGAAGAAGCGUCCGUACGCGGACCGUUUCUUCCGCGAGUUGAUCAACUACUACGAGAUCGUGCUGUGGUCCGAUGACGCAUACCCUGUCGCUACGGACGUUGCCAAUCGUUGGGGUCUCCCCGUCAUCGGUUGCAUUCACCGGGACCGCUGCACCAAGUUCAAAGGGUCGUACAUUAAGGACCUGAGCAAGCUUGGCCGUGACCUACGCCGCGUGAUCCUGCUCGACCACGACCGUGUGGCCUGCAUGAUGCAGGAGGGGAACGCUAUUUUGAUCCGUGAAUUUGACGGCGACGAAAAUGACCGCGAGCUGCUCCACCUGAUCGGGCUGCUGAAGACGAUCGCAAUAAACCCCACGGACGUGACACGCCAGCUGAGCCAGUUAGGUGGUGGGAUGGAUACCGAUCUGGGUCGACGCUUCGCAGAGAAAAGCCAGCAAGACAGCGAACGCGCCAAGACACGGCAAGGCAUCUCUAAGCUCCUGGGGUUCAAGCACUAUUAA